AUGACCGCAUUUCAUGCUGGCCUUUUAACACAGGAUGCCAUGCUGCUCAUUAAGCACCAAGUUCUUGAUGGAUACUCUAGAGAUACAAAGGCUCUUCUUGGCUUAGACCUAGAGAAGGUCUUUGACAACAUCAAGCACGAAUUUAUCUUGGAGACUGUGGCGAAACCCGAGCUUAGACCCAGGCUGUACAACUACAUCAAGCCCUUCUUGUCUGGAAGAAAAGCGAGGCUGGGCAUCGGGAACUUCUUCUCUGAAGACGUACCACUCGGACGUCGAGGCACACCCCAGGGGUCUGUGGUUUCUCCAGUGCUGUUCAAUCUCUGCAUGAUCAGACUGUCGAAAAGUCUGGCUAGCGUGGACAGCAUCAAGCAUACCAUCUACCCCGACGACAUCACAAUCUGGUGCGUUUGCGGCAGCGAAGGCUGGGUGCAAGAUGCCCUUCAAGGAGCAGUUGCCGAGGUGGAAUCGUACUUGCGCCAAACGGGACUCAGAUGCUCACCCGCCAAGUCGGAGCUCCUGCUCUAUAGAAAAUAA
Molecule: messenger RNA, 534 nt
Organism: Rhipicephalus microplus (southern cattle tick)
Lineage: Eukaryota; Metazoa; Arthropoda; Arachnida; Ixodida; Ixodidae
Source: RefSeq, a predicted model, not a curated record